Oryza sativa Japonica Group (Japanese rice) is the source of this 3336-nucleotide messenger RNA. RefSeq lists its product as uncharacterized. The record is from RefSeq and is a predicted model, not a curated record. Gene Ontology annotation, biological process: regulation of photomorphogenesis. NCBI's taxonomy places the organism in Eukaryota, Viridiplantae, Streptophyta, Magnoliopsida, Poales, Poaceae.
CCCCCGCGAGACCGCGACCGCCGCGCCACACGACGGACGACGACGCGGCCGUGUUCGCGCCAGCCAAGCGUACCCCUACCUGCGAAUGGUUGGGUAGCGACGAGCCAGCCAGCCAGCCAGCCGACGAGGAGGGAAUCGACGCCCCAAUUCAAUUCGCGCGAGGCGACCGCGGCGGGGCGGCUUGCGCCCACACGUUUCUCCCCUCUUGCUCACUUUUUAUUCCGCGGGAAGAGAGGGAUAGAUUCAGCUGGGCUGGUGGUGAUUGGGACGGCGCUGGUGUGUGUGUGUGAGAAAGGAGUGGGGCUGAGCUCUCCGACCCCGCUCUUGGCUGUGGAGCGAGCUGCUGCUGCUGCUGCUGGUGCUGGGCGGGCGCUGCGGACUUGCCCUUUUUUAUUGUGUCUUUCUCUGCUCUGGACCAGGAGGAGGUAGCGGCGAGAGAAAGGCCUUGCUUGGUUGGUUUUUUGCUGCCUGUUCUUGGGUUGGUCUGCUCUCGCCGUGUUUGGUGGUUGUUGCUCCGCGGUGGAGACGCUCGGAUCUGAAUUUUGGCGGCGGGCGCGCGGCGAAGGAGGCGAGGGGUUUCUCAGGCUGCCUCGCAAGUCGCAAGUAAUAGCAAGCACCUCUAUCGGAUUUCAUUCAUAUUCUUUUGGAAUGUCGUGAAAAGUUCUGUCAUGUCUUGCUGGCGACAAGUCUUCGGUGGAAUUAGAAUCUUAAGCCAAAUCUUUGAAGCCGAUAAUGCCAGAGUCUUCUACCAACAGAUUUUGUAAGAAGGUAGAUUUAGAAGUUCUGCCAAGCAGAAGUGACGUUGGAGAAUCAUCUUACCACAAGCACUCCCUAUGGAUGGCACAUUGGGCCAGAUCAAGCAUCAGUCCAGAACCUCAAAAUGGCCAGAGCUGUAGCCCACUUAAGGAAAUUGAUGAUGUUGGCUAUUCAAAAGAUUGCGGGGCUUUACCUUUUGAGCUCAUGAAAGCUAGAGUAGCUGAAAGGUUGAUGGUGGGAGUGAGCCAUGGAGGUGUCUCUGCAGGAAAUACUCGGCAAUUCAGUACUAAUAUGAGGGGUGUAGCACGUGAUGUUUGCCAAGAAGUUCAAUGCAAGAAUGUUGAUCAGAUGGGUAGCUCCUUUGAAAGUUCUGUGAUGCAGAAAAAUGUGAACUUAUAUGCUGCUAAGACGGUGGUAUCUGAAAGAUAUUCUGUUCAUAAGAUAUCUGAUAUAUUGGUGGAUUCUCGUAAACUUUGUGGCACUGAAAAUCUGAGUUCAGAGUGGAAUCACUUUCCAAUGUUUGAAAUCAACAGGAAAAUCGACAGUAUUCUUAACCCAAGGCGGUCUGCGUUGGUCACAUCAUCUGAAAAGAUUUUUGUACCACAAAAAUCAGUGAAGAUAAAUAUGUCUACGUCUAAUGUGAUGUCAUUUUCAUCAAAGGAAUAUCAGCUGCACACACAUCAGGUAACUGAUGAGAAUAGGCAAUGCAAAUCUGCAAGGGGCAUGCUAUCUCAUCUUGAUAAUUACACUGGCCUCAAUUCUGACCAUGCAGGGAAAAAGCUGAAAGGCCAUUUAUCAAUUGAAGAACCAUGCUCUUGCAGCAAGGAUGACACUGACUCAUCAUGUUCAUUAGCAGACGAGCACCAUGCUCGCCAUUAUAUCCCAAAUUCAAAGAAGUCACCUCAUCGGUCUUGCAAGAACAGUUCUGUGUAUUCAGCGAGCAAAAUGGAAAAUCAAUUUGUUGAAGGUUCUUUGUUGGAACAUAAAUCAGAAGUGUAUGGAGCAUGCAAAAAGAAACAGCAUUUAGAGGGAGUUGCUUUCCAUGAGUCUGCACUGCAUAGAGAAUAUCAAAUCAAGUCAGUUAAAACUACUGCCAUUACCAACGAGGGUGAUAUGGACACUAAUGGCCAUCAUGUGGACUUUGGUAAUUUGUUACAAAGUGAUCAGCAGUAUCUGAAUAAACACACAGAAGAUUCUGCAGUGAAUUUGACAGAAUCCUGCAAGACACCUGAUGCAAUUGAUAGUGCAAUGAUACUGAAGAGCAAGGACGAAUCCCUGGCCCAAGAAAAGAGAACAAACAACAAAUUGAUAGAUAACAAACGGAAGGGUCCCUGCUUAUUUGAAAUGUUUACACAGCCUACGAAAUCAAAUGUCAAAUGUUCCAUAGAUCGAACAUCUUCAGGGAAAUCUUGUGGUAACAUGACCAGUGGUUUAUUGGGAGCACAGAAACAGUUUUCAACUAAAACUGAUACCUUUUACAGUGAAGCUCACCAUGCAUCAAAAUCUACAGCAGGAUUUGCUUCAGCAUCAAUGCAAAAGGACUUGGGUUAUCCAUCCUCUGCAAAAACUGAACAGUUAGUGACUUCAUCAGUUAAAGGAGUAUCAAGCGGCAGUAAAGGAAAUGAAGCAGUCAACACGAGUGCAGAACACCGCGACUUCUAUCCAAAAGCAACUUGUGCCAACAAUCAAGAAUGGAGCAUGUCAAAGACAUCAAGCAUGAACUUAGAUUUAGUUCUUUUCCAAAUAAGCAGACUGAAAAAUCCAAUUCCUAAUGCUUUAAAUGAGUCGCCAGCAUGUCCAGAUCCAAGUGAGAAGUGGCUGAAACGCCUGCAACAUGAUACCUCAGACUCUCAUGUUCCUUGUUCCAAGAAACCAAAGGUUGGAGAUGGUCCAUUGGCUGGAGGAACAUGUACUGUGUUUGGUCAAGUGUUUGACUGUGACAGCGACAGUACUGGCAUGAUCAACCAUGUGAAGAACAAAUUAAUAUGUAAAGGACUCACUGAUCAACAAAGCCAAGAAGGUUCUCCUAUGUCAGCAAAAAGUCUUAAUCGUUGGAUAGGAAGAUGGUGCAGAGGAGGCACCCCUGUUUUUCAUGGAACUUCAAAUCUAGAAAGACAGGAAGCCAAGUCUGGCAUGCCAUCGGAUGAUCUUGAAGGUCAGUUUCCAAGCAUCGCAGCAAUGGCGAUGAUGGGGCGUGUAAUGAACAAGCUCCGGCCAUGUGAACUUCAGAAGAGGGGUCCCUCUGUAGUCUGGAGGACAGAGGGGCUGUGAAAAUUGCAUGGUGCAUGUUUUGCCGGCCAUCAGCUAUCAUGUAAAAAAGUCUUCAAAUUCUGCAGGUAGGGGAUACUUUAGUAAACGCAACGUGUGAUUAUGAUUUUUCAAAAGAGAAAGUAUGCGUGGUUUUUUUAUCAAUCAUACCAUGAUGAUUGGUCAAUUGUUAAGUGAUUCUCUUUUGCCCUAUCCUAACUCCUGAAGCCCUGAAGGGGCACCCUAUUUUUUGUAUCCAAAUAAUUCGAUGAACUGGCCUCGCACAUGAAUUUGCUUCUGUUGCUUCAUAAUCCAUGGGUUUUGAUUUUGAUA